UCCCCAAAAAAGAAGAACAUUCAAAUCAUACGCUUCGUUAGCGUCUUCCCACUCCAUUUUGUAAAUUUUCUUCUCGUCGAGCUUAGAAUCGACGGGAAUUUUCAGUCUAUGAUGUCCGUGCCGCUUAAUUCGGCCAUGGACGAAGUCCCUUUGGGUUCAUCCACUUGCAGCGCCUUCGCUGACGAAACCACCGACAACGACCGGGAAGAAAUCACGGCGGUCGAUUGGUAUCCGGCGAAUUCAAGCCGUACGGUUUACGACCUUCCACCGUGCAUAAAACGCAAUAGGAAGAAGAAGAAGAAGAAAAAUAGGGUUAUUGAUAAUGUCCAAGAACUGCCGUCUUCGUCGUCUUCUUGUUCUUCGCCCGCGAGAUUGCUGCAGAAAGGUGUGAAUUGCAAACGCCGACGCCCUAAGGUUCUAAUUGCUCAAUCGCGACGUGUCGAUGGCGAUUUCGAAAAUGUGGCGCUUUUACUGGGAAUGUCAUUCGCGGCUUUUGUUGCUCAGGUGAUUGAGAAGCAGAACAUGUCUGGUGAAAGGAUGUCUGUUGAUCACCUAUCGGUGAUUUGCACUUCAGCUAUAAGAGAAUCUUUGGUCAAUGUUUUUGGGGACAAGCUUGAUUGGUUUUUGAAAAAGUUUGAGAAAUCAUUUGGCAGCACGUUGAGAACUCUCAGAUCAAUCAGUGAAUCAUCCACAAAAACCGGAGUGUAUUUCUCCAGCAAAUGCAAGGAAGAAAAAAUCACAGUAGAUUUGACCCUUGCCAGGAAAAGAGAUAUGACAAGUAGUUCUAGUAUGGAAGAAUGUUGCUCGGGAGAAUCUUCUAGAACCGAUGCCCCUAUUGACCAAUUAAGUUCAAUUGAAGAGAAGGAAAGCGUUUCUGAUUCAUUGACUCGUGAGUUAGCUUUGUGUAGACUGACAAGCGAUGUGGCUUCUGUUGCGCCAAGGGCGAUUGGUUCCCAAAGCAAUGAGAUAGCACUCAGCACUUUCGAAAGAUCCAUUGUUGAACAGGCUCGUUCCAACGAUCUUAAGACAUUGGAGAUUAACCUUGCAAUGAGGAAAUUAAAGUUGAAAGAGACACAAAUUGCACUCAAUUGUGACUUAAACAAUCUCGAGAGAUCGAAAUUAGCAAUGGGCAUAUCAAAAGCCUCUUUUAAGGCCGAGAAAUUCAAGAAUCAGUUAGAAGACACAAGACACUCGGAACUUCUUAGAAGGUGCAUCGACUGUCUCGUUGCUGGUUUGCUUAUAAUGUCGGUGGGCCUCUCUUACGGAGCAUAUGUUUAUUCAUAUCAAAGAAUUUCUGAAGCUACUGCAGUCUGUACACCUUCAACCCAGGACUCGAAAUCUUGGUGGAUACCAAAUCCUAUGGCAUCUUUUAAUUCUGGGCUGCAUAUGAUUAGGUGUCAAGUUCAAGUUGUGAGUCGAAUGGCAUUCGGUGUCAUUAUGAUUCUUGCAAUUGCUUACUUGCUUCUCCAACGUUCAGCGACAUCAAACCAGGCAAUGCCAGUUACUUUCAUCGUCUUGCUGCUUGGAGUUGCCUGCGGUUUAGCUGGGAAGUUGUGCAUAGACACGCUGGGAGGAAGCGGAUUGCUCUGGCUCAUGUACUGGGAGACUUUAUGCUUAUUACACUUAUUUGCCAACAUUUUUACAUCUGCACUGUUUUUGAUCCUACACGGCCCGGUCGGGGUUUCUCAAGGGAAAAGUCGCCGCACGAUCUUCCCGUACUGGAUCCGCCGUGUUGUAUUCUACGCCAUUCUGCUUGUGUUUCUGCCAUUGGUGUGUGGGCUGGUUCCAUUUGCUGGGGUUGGUGAAUGGAAGGAUCACUUUUUUCUUCUCAUAACGGAUAUGUUUGCAGCAGACGGCUACUGAAGCAAGGAUCUCACUACCGGAUGCUGGUGCUUUAAUUUCGAGCAGAGUUACACAUUUUUAUCUGUAGAGUCCUCUUGACGAAUCCAAUCCACUGGAUUAUUUAUUUUGUAUUAAUUUUUAUAGGAGCCCUUUCUUAAUUUAUCUUUUUUACUUUGAGAUAGCCGUGGAGUUAAAUUGUUAAUUUUAUCAUUAAAGUGUUGCUACAUUAUAUUGUAUCAAUAUCUUGCUUCCUUCUUUCCUUUGA
Momordica charantia (bitter melon) is the source of this 2107-nucleotide messenger RNA. RefSeq names its product CPR5 protein (gene CPR5). NCBI's taxonomy places the organism in Eukaryota, Viridiplantae, Streptophyta, Magnoliopsida, Cucurbitales, Cucurbitaceae. Gene Ontology annotation, biological process: trichome morphogenesis; leaf senescence; defense response. The record is from RefSeq and is a predicted model, not a curated record.